UUGUUGCUGCAGUUUCUGCUGGUGAUGUCCCAUUGAAUGCUGUUCAGCUACUUUGGGUAAAUCUUAUUAUGGACACCUUGGGUGCGCUUGCACUGGCCACAGAACCACCAACUGAUCAUCUAAUGCGCCGAGCUCCUGUUGGUCGAAGGGAACCUCUCGUCACCAAUAUAAUGUGGAGAAACCUAUUAAUACAGGCUCUGUAUCAAGUUACAGUUCUCCUAAUCCUCAAUUUCCGAGGUGAACAAAUUCUUCAUUUGGAGCAUGAGACGAGGGAGCAUGCUGUUAAAGUGAAGAAUACCUUGAUUUUCAAUGCUUUUGUCCUGUGUCAGGUUUUCAAUGAAUUCAAUGCUCGGAAGCCAGAUGAGAUAAAUGUAUUCAGAGGAGUCCACAAAAACCGUCUGUUCAUUUCAAUCAUCGGCUUCACAUUGGUGCUUCAGGUUAUCAUAAUAUUCUUUCUUGGAAAAUUCGUUUCAACUGUGAGACUGAGUUGGCAAUUGUGGCUUGUUUCAAUAGUCAUUGGACUUAUAAGCUGGCCCCUUGCUGCUCUUGGGAAGUUGAUACCUGUCCCUGAGAAGCCAUUUGGGGACUACUUUUCCAAGAAAUUACCGAGACGAAGAAAUCAACAGGAGUGUUCAUAGACAUUUAUACAUACACGAAUUUAACUAACAAGUGUCUCUGCGUUUUGUAAGGGUGGCGUUUCUUUUGCUACUGUACAGAAAUUUGCCGCUAAUAUUUUACUAGUUGGGUCAUUUUGUGAAUGUAGUAGAACAGCAUAAACAUAUAUUUCUUGAUUGCCUCUUUAAAUUCGGAUGUAGGCGCCUCUGCAGCAGAUUCGAAUUUUGCUGGUAUGUACUCCACUUAUGUUCUCGGAGGUUUAAAAAAAAAGCCUUUUCUGCUGUUCAUAUAACAUGAGUUUAUUCUGUUAUACGAGGAAUUGAUUACAUAGCAAUUUGCUUUA
This is a messenger RNA of Nicotiana tabacum (common tobacco), 958 nucleotides long. The record is from RefSeq and is a predicted model, not a curated record. NCBI's taxonomy places the organism in Eukaryota, Viridiplantae, Streptophyta, Magnoliopsida, Solanales, Solanaceae.